Messenger RNA from Erinaceus europaeus (western European hedgehog), 4237 nucleotides. It is a transcript of the gene SEMA3G, whose product is annotated as semaphorin 3G. The record is from RefSeq and is a predicted model, not a curated record. Gene Ontology annotation, biological process: negative chemotaxis; negative regulation of axon extension involved in axon guidance; neural crest cell migration. Gene Ontology annotation, molecular function: semaphorin receptor binding; chemorepellent activity. The coding region runs from base 84 to 2396 and encodes 770 amino acids. The transcript has 16 exons. NCBI's taxonomy places the organism in Eukaryota, Metazoa, Chordata, Mammalia, Eulipotyphla, Erinaceidae.
CGACAGCGGCUGUGGUGGCUGGAGCAGAGGUCGGCUCUGUGGCGGGCUGGGCGGGCAGGCUGCGUGGUGCCCCGGGUCCCGGCAUGGCCUUAUCGGCCUGGGCCGUCUGCUGCCUCCUGGGUGGGGUCCUGCUCCGAGGGGGCAGCCCCAGCCCCGGCGGCCCCGUGCCCCGACUGCAGCUCUCCUACAGAGACCUCCUGACUGCCAACCGCUCUGCCCUCUUUCUGGGUCCUCGGGGCUCCCUGGACCUUCGUGUCUUGUACUUGGAUGAGUACCGGGACCGUCUCUUCCUGGGGGGGCGAGAGGUCCUCUACUCUCUUCGCCUGGACCGGGCAUGGCCGGAUCCCCGGGAGGUCCUGUGGCCGCCACAGCCUGGCCAGAGGGAAGAGUGUGUUCGUAAGGGCCGAGAUCCCGUGACGGAAUGUGCCAACUUCAUACGGGUGCUGCAGCCCCACAACCGGACACACCUGCUGGCAUGUGGCACCGGGGCCUUUCUGCCAUCCUGCGCCCUCAUCACAGUCGGGCACCGCGGGGAGCAUGUGCUCCACCUGGAGCCGGGCAGCGUGGAGAGCGGACGAGGACGGUGCCCCCACGAGCCCAGCCGGCCCUUCGCCAGCACUGUCGUAGGCGGGGAGCUGUACACGGGCCUAACUGCUGACUUCUUGGGGCGUGAGGCCAUGAUUUUCCGGAGUGGGGGCCCCUGGCCAGCCUUGCGCUCUGACUCUGACCAGAAUCUUCUGCACGACCCCCAGUUUGUGAUGGCUGCUCGGAUCCCCGACAAUUCUGACCAGGACGACGACAAAGUCUACUUCUUCUUCUCGGAGACAGUCCCUUCCCCGGAUGGUGCCCCGGGCCGCGUUACUGUUAGCCGUGUGGGCCGUGUCUGCGUGAACGACGUGGGUGGACAGCGAGUGCUGGUGAACAAGUGGAGCACCUUCCUCAAGGCCAGGCUGGUGUGCUCCGUGCCUGGCCCUGGGGGUGCCGAGACCCAUUUCGACCAGCUGGAGGAUGUGUUUCUGCUGUGGCCCAAAGCAGGCAAGAACCUGGAGGUGUAUGCUCUGUUCAGCACUGUCAGUGCUGUGUUCCAGGGCUUUGCGGUGUGUGUGUACCACAUGGAGGACAUCUGGGAAGUCUUCAAAGGGCCCUUUGCCCACCAAGAUGGUCCCCAGCACCAGUGGGGGCCCUACAGGGGCAAGGUGCCCUUUCCACGCCCCGGCAUGUGCCCCAGCAAGAUGACUGCACAGCCAGGACGGCCCUUCAGCAGCACCAAGCAGUACCCGGAUGAAGUGCUACAGUUCGCCCGUGCCCACCCACUCAUGUUCCUGCCUGUGCAACCCAGGGCAGGCCGGCCGGUCCUCGUCAAAACCCACCUGACCCAGCGGCUGCGGCAGAUCGCGGUGGACCGCGUGGAGGCGGAGGACGGCACCUAUGACGUCAUCUUCCUGGGGACCGACUCGGGCUCUGUGCUCAAGGUCAUGGCCCUGCAGACAGGGGCCUCGGCGCACCCCGAGGAGGUGGUCCUGGAGGAACUCCAGGUGUUCAAGGUGCCAACACCCAUCACUGAGAUGGAGAUCUCUGUUAAAAGGCAAACGCUGUACGUGGGUUCGCGGCUGGGUGUGGCCAGGCUGCAGCUGCACCAGUGCGAGACCUAUGGCAGCGCCUGUGCCGAGUGCUGCCUGGCUCGGGACCCCUACUGUGCCUGGGAUGGCGCCACCUGCACACGUUACAGGCCUGGCACCGGCAAGCGCCGCUUCCGCCGGCAGGACAUCCGCCAUGGCAACCCUGCCCUGCAGUGCCCGGGCCAGAGCCAGGAAGCAGAGCCAGCAGGACUGGUGGCGACCAGCACCGUCUAUGGCACAGAGCACAACAGUUCCUUCCUGGAGUGUCGGCCCAAGUCUCCCCAGGCUGCUGUGCGUUGGUACCUCCAGAGGCCAGGGAGCAAGGGGCCUGACCAGGUGAAGACGGAUGAACGAGUGCUGCAGACGGAGCAGGGGCUGCUGUUCCGCUGGCUCAGCCGCCUGGAUGCCGGCGUCUACACCUGCACCACGCUGGAGCAUGGCUUCUCUCAGACGGUGGCACGCCUGGCCCUGGAGGUGAUCCCAGCCGAGCAGCUCCAGGGCCUGUUCUCCCGGGAGCUGAGGCUGGAGGAGCCUCCUACUUGGGCAGGCCCGGCUGCCGCCCUGCCCAAGGCCUGGUAUAAGGACAUCCUGCAGCUCAGCGGCUUUGCCAACGUGCCCCGGGUGGAUGAGUACUGUGAACGAGUGUGGUGCCCUGCCCGGAGCCGGGGCAAGAUGCCCAAGGGCAAGGGCUGGGUGGGGCUGGAGCUGGGCAAGAAGGUGAGAAGCCGGCUGCAGGCUGAGCGGAACCGCACCCCCCGGGAGGUGGAGGCCACUUAGAAGAGCACUGAGAAGCAGGGUGUGGAGAGGCUGCGGGCCCCUCCUGCCUCCCAGCCUCCCAGCCACCCAGCUAGGGCCGUGGGGAUCAGCACUGCUGGCUGCCUCUUAAAGGCAUGGUCUGUCCCUACCCCCUUUUCGGGCUGCCACAACCCGAGAGGCUGUGGGCUCCCUUGCCCCUAGUCCCUUUCCUGUUCCCUCUCUCUCUGCCCUGGGCCUCAGGCUGGAGCCAGCACCCCCUGACCAACUAUAGCCCUGUGGGGCUGCUGUUUGUUCUCAGGGAUGUCUCCUCCCCAACACGUUUCCGGUCAUGCCCAUAGGCGGGAGGGCUGGGUGGUAGUUUCCCAGCCCUCAGAACAAUGGCCAUUCUGAGUGACCCUUGAGUGGGCCUGUGUCUGUGAGGAGGUGUCUGGACAGGAGACCCUCAGGCAGCAGGCAGGGUUUGGGGAUAGUGGCCUUAAAGUUGGCACCCCUCGAGGUGAGCCACCCUGAGUUGGGGAAGGAAAGUGGAGGUACUGAGAGGGUGAAGCAGCAAGGCACCUUGCUGUCUCCCCUCUGCCUAGCACCUUGACGUCUCACUGCCCUGUUACUGCCCACUGCCUCUUCCCCAGCUUCUGUAAGUGUGGAUGGCCAGUGUCCCCCACCCUGGGACCUGGGGGAUAGUCUGGGUUUUAGGCCUUCCUUUAUUCACCAAUUAGGGGAGGGUCUCAUGGCCUGGCUUCCUGUCCUCAGCACCCUCCCCACCCCACCCUACCUUCGCCUGCUUUCCUCAGGCACUUAUACCUCCUGGUGAGCUGCCCCACCCUCAUGCUGAUGAGCCCAGAAAGGCCAGUGUGGGCACCCACAGCCUGGGAGCCUGGUGGGAUGUGGCGGCUCUGGGAGCCAGCUGCUGCCAUGGGCAGGGCCGGAUUGAGCCCAGGGCCAAAGAGACUUUGUGACGGAGAGCGGAUGGCAGGGGCGAGCGAGGACGGGCCAUGUAGCCAGCAGUGGGUACCCUGGGGAUGGCAUCAGUUAGCCUGGGAGCUUGGAGAAGGCCACUUGCUUCCCACCCUGGAGUCGGCGCUUUCCUUUCCGUAAGGCUUGGCCAUAGAUGGUUCAAGUAUGGAAUUCUCUGUUUGGUGGGAAAGCACUUCUAAGUCCUGCUGGCUUUGGGACCAAGGCUCAGGCAUGUAGGGAAGCAUUUCAUCCACGAGCAGUAAUGUGUUUCUUAGGCUGAGGAGCAGAGGGGGAGAAGGAACCCUUGAUGGAAAGCUGUCUCCAGCCUGCUUGUGAGAAAGUUAGUGACACAGGAGACCUACAGGAGGGAGGCGAGAGCCACGGUUUUGGGAUUCCCUCCAUUAAAAACAACAACAACAACAAAACAAACAAACAAACAAUAACACCCAAGUUGAAGAAACUAUCAAAAAGCUGAUAAAAAGCAAGACAGUUGAGCCGAUCUUGGAUGGACCUUGAAAAAUUCAUGUUAAGUGAAAUAAGUCAGAAACAGAAGUAUGAAUAUGGGAUGAUCUCACUCUCAGGUCGAAGUUGAAAAACAAGAUCAGAAGAAAAAAAAAAAAAAAACAAGUAGAACCAGAAAUGGAAUUGGCGUAUCGCACCAAAGUAAAAGACUCUGGGGUGGGGGUGGGUGGGUGGGGAGAAUACAGGUCCAAGAAGGAUGACAGAGGACCUAGUGGGGGUUGUAUUGUUAUAUGGGAAACUGGGGAAGGUUAUGCAUGUACAAACUAUUGUAUUUACUGUCGAAUGUAAAACAUUAAUUCCCCAAUAAAGAAGUAAAAAAAAUGUUCUGAAUUAAAAAAUAAAUAAAUAAAAAGCAAGACAGGACUUCCUGUCCCAUUGAAGUCAAA